GCUACGCACCAUGCGGGGCCAUUUUAGGGCCGGGGUGACCCUGCUGUAGCAGAGGGGCAGGCGGAGGCUCAGCCGCGCCGGUGCUUCUCGAGGCUUCGGCGGGCGGGGGGAGGUGUGGUUGCCGCCGGGAGCAGCGGGGCGGGGCGGCCCCCAGCUCCUCGCCGAGCUCCCUGAGCGCCCUCCGCGCGCGCCGCCCUAGCCCGCUGAUGCAAUUCGAGCCCGGCCGCGGCGGGAGCAGCAGCCCCAGCCCGGGCGGCAGCAGUGGGCGCUCCGGCCCGCCCCGACCCCGCGCAGCUCCGCCACCGCCGCUGUAUCCUCCGCCGGGGCUCGGCGAUCCGCCGGCUCCAUCCAGACGAGAGCCCGGCAAGAACAUCUCCCCCGCCUGCCAGGAUGAUCAAGGGCUGCCAGAAUGAGUGCACAGGCGGAGGAUGUUUGGGAGAAAUGGGAAAGCAAAUGACUGAAUCUUUCAAGGCUUCUGACUUGAUUAUCACCCCAGCUACGACAUUCAAGGAAAAACCAGACCCCACUGGUUUGGUGUUUGGAACUGUGUUCACUGAUAAUAUGCUGACAAUUGAAUGGUCCUUGGCUUCAGGAUGGGAGAAACCCUAUAUUAAGCCACUGGAGAACCUCGCAUUACAUCCAGCCUCUUCAGCUCUGCAUUAUGCUAUAGAACUGUUUGAAGGGAUGAAGGCGUACCGAGGAGUGGAUAGCAAAAUCCGCCUGUUCCGGCCAACCCUGAACAUGGACCGGAUGGCACGAUCAGCACGGAGAACUACUCUGCCAUCUUUUGACCAGAACGAGCUGUUAGAGUGCAUCCGUAAGCUUGUGGAAGUGGAACAGGAAUGGGUCCCAUACUCAACCUCUGCCAGCCUGUAUAUCCGUCCUACGCUAAUUGGAACUGAGCCUUCCCUUGGAGUGAAGAAGCCAACUAAAGCCCUACUGUAUGUCAUACUGAGCCCUGUGGGCCCUUACUUUGCAAGUGGAAGCUUUAAUCCAAUAUCCUUAUGGGCAGAUCCAAAAUACGUAAGAGCGUGGAAAGGGGGAACAGGAGACUGCAAACUGGGAGGGAAUUAUGGUUCUGCUAUUUAUGCCCAGCAGGAAGCCCUGGAGUUUGGCUGCCAGCAGGUUUUGUGGCUCUAUGGAGAAGAUCACCAAAUAACUGAAGUUGGAACAAUGAAUCUGUUUCUCUACUGGAUAAAUGAAGAUGGAGAAAAUGAGCUGGCAACACCACCUUUAGAUGGCAUCAUCCUUCCUGGAGUGACAAGGCAAAGCAUUUUGGAUCUGGCACUCGACUGGGGAGAAUUCAAAGUGUCUGAGCGAUACAUCACCAUGAGUGACCUGACAGCUGCCUUGGAAGAGAACAGAGUAAAGGAGAUGUUUGGUGCUGGAACAGCUUGCGUUGUGUGUCCCAUCUCUAAAAUUUUAUAUAAGGGCAAGCACUUGCACAUUCCAACUAUGGAGAAUGGGCCUGAGUUAACAACCCGUUUCCUGAAUAAGCUAAGUGAUAUCCAGUAUGGAAGAGAAGACAGCGAUUGGGCAGUGCUGGUGUCAUGAAGGUGGCAGAGUUCAGACCCUCCAGACAGACCUGACAUCUGAAUAAUGACAACUUCUGUAGCUGCCAGUGCGUAGCAUAGUCCCAGUAUCCAUUUGCUCCCCAGGAUGAUUGUUUCCACAAUCCAGCAAAUGUGAAUGCAGUCAUUUUGAUUUCUACUGUAAUCCUGUUGGUAGAAACCUGUUUUCUUGGUAGAGGUGCUAAAUGUUAGCAAUAGAACUUCCCUAAUGUAUUUCUUAGUGCCUCCUUAUAUACAGUCUGAAAACUUGUAAAAUGCUCUUCAACUGCUCUUCAGUUUGGUUUGUUUGCUGCCACCAUCAGCAGAACAUGUGUCACAUGAGGAUGUUGCCUGUUAGCUGCCCGCAGGGUUCUGUUGACAUUAUUCUGCCUUUUGCUCUGUGCUUGGGAAACAAAUAGGUUUAGCCAUACACUCCAUCCUUUCAUGCUCUGCUUGUAUGGGAGAUUCCUGAGUUUGCGUAGCCUGGUAGAUGCCCUCAUACUCUGUCCAAUAACUCUGGCCUUUAGCCCAAAAUUCUCUGAGUCAGUCUAGCCUGCAAGAUGGUCCCUGUCAGCCUAUUGCCCUUCCCUCCAUGAGGAUUUUGUGUGGCUGCUUGGGCAGUGCGUACCUCUCUAAUAGUUGAAUACAUCCUUCUAGACGUGAUUUAAAGGCUGUGUCAGGCCCUGCUGAGAUAAAAAUUCCCCUUUAGCCUAGUAGAGCUGGGUUCUGCAGACACAAUGUUGCAUUCCAGGUGAGUGUCUAGAAAAUGAUAUUAGACGACUUUGGCUGUGAAAAUUGAACCAUUCUUCACAGCAACCAAACCUUUGGGCUGAGGAAUUUUUUUCAUCAUCCUCUCACAUAUUUUAGGUCAGAAAAAUGUUUUUCUUAUCCCUUUCACAUACUCUAUCCAGCCUCCAUUGACAGUGUACUAUAGAAGGGCCUUCCUGUUAAAGAACAAGCAGUGUUGUCAACAGAAAAUGUCUAGGAGGAAAGAGAUUUCAUUCAAAUCCUGAUUUCAUUCUGGUUAAGCAGAUAAUUCAUACAAUGCUAUUUUUUCUCAUAUACAGUCUUGAUGCUUUGGAGGCAACACAGAGCAUGUAGCCCAUAGUUAGGGAAGUAACUUCUGCAAAUGAAUGUUCACUAAUGAUCAUUCUGUAAUACUUACUAGCUUUCUCCUUCUGCACUCAGCUUUGUUGAACAGCUUUAAGAUACCUCUUGCCAAAAAGGAUAACCAUAACCAAUGUUCCAAAGUGCUACUUCAGAUUAAAACUGGUGGAACUUUAUUAACACUUUAAUUAUUAGAGUUCUGUAAGAAGUAAAAGUGAAAUAUUUCUUGUUCUAGUUUGCAGUAGAGAUGCCCCAGUAUUAAGGGAAGCAUUUAACACUCUUAAGUUUUAUCGCUCCCAUGCUUAUUAAGUCCUUUGUAGUUACUGACACUUGUUAACUUGUUACUGACACUUGUUAAAAGACAAAAUAUAAUUUCUAAUGGACCAUCCAUGCCUUAUGCAGCUGUUAAUGAGCAGCCUUAUGGAUUUCUGUUCAUUUUUGGUCACAUUUUGAAGACUCCUCCUUAGCCAUCACUUUCUUCUGCUCCCUCAGAUCAUGAUUUUUUCUAUGUUUGACUGCAGCCCAGUCUGAUUUUUUAAUGAAGAACAGUUGAAGGUUCUCUCUGACAAUAUAACUAUUGUUAAAAAUUGAUGGAUAAUUUUUUCUUUAGUCUGCAACUGCAAGCACAACUUACAGUAGUCAUAGUGUUGUGACGAUUUGAAUCUGUAUCACGUGUUGGUCUUUGUUCAGUAUCUUACUAUGUGUUAUAAGCUGCUAGUAGUCUUUCAUUUAAUUAGAUGGCUGGAAAAAUUGACAUGGGGAAUAUGUCAAGAUGCAAUAUGGGGUAGAGAGUUUUAUCCAACGAGACCAGUAUGAAAAAUUAAAGAGUGCCUUUAACUAGA
Molecule: messenger RNA, 3499 nt
Organism: Oenanthe melanoleuca
Lineage: Eukaryota; Metazoa; Chordata; Aves; Passeriformes; Muscicapidae
Gene: BCAT1
Product: branched chain amino acid transaminase 1
Exons: 11
Coding region: 391-1554 (387 amino acids)
Biological process (GO): L-leucine biosynthetic process; L-valine biosynthetic process
Cellular component (GO): mitochondrion
Molecular function (GO): branched-chain-amino-acid:2-oxoglutarate transaminase activity
Source: RefSeq, a predicted model, not a curated record